AUGCAUGCCUCAUGCCAACUUGCUAUCAAUGCCAACAUGAAGAAUACAGAUCAGCACAUUAUGUUACUUGGUUGGUCAGCAGAUGAUGACAAGAGUGAAGCUGCAGUUAUUGAUAUUGAACGGGAUAAAUGGGUUCCAAGAAUUGAACUUCAAGUGGGACUAUGCGUUGAUAAUGUUUCAAUAUAUCAAAAUGUUGGAGUACAACUUGGUGUGGAAGAAAGAACAGAGCUUUCACCAUAUUGUGUUCUUAUAUGCCUUACAUUAGAAGGAAAACUCGUCAUGUUCCAUGUUGCCAGUCUUGCAGGAAAUAAAGUUUUACCUGAGAUUGAUUCUGCUCUGCACAGUGAUGAAUAUACAUCUGUAAACCUUCCCGAGGAUAAAGGUUACACUUUUUCUCAGGGAUUGCAGAAACAGGAAUCGGAUAAGACUUUUGAGGUUAGUGGGAAUCUGGUGGCCAAGCCCUCUGACAAUCCUCAACAAAUAACAUGUACUGAUACUAAGUACACAGAAGUGAAAUUAGUGGCAAAUUCACGCAGUCUGAAGUCUAAUGUAGAUGUAGAUGCCAACCAAGAUACAGGUAAUCACAAUCCAUUUCGUCCAGGUGAACAGCAAAAUAACUUCGGUCAAAAGACUGCAGCCCUUGGAACUAGCAUUGGUUCCUUAACAGUAAACAGUCAUUCUGCUUCUCCUGGUUUGUCAAGUUAUAACAAUAUACAAGCAACUACUGAGAAGACCAGGGAGUUGUGGACAGCAAAUAGCUCAAGGGACCCGCAAAAAGCUUCUAAUCUAUUGCCUGGUGAAACAUUUUCAUUCCCAAAAAAGUCUGAUGUGUCCUCAGUUUCAGCUUCAACCUACGCUGAUGGUGUUGGUUUUCAAGAUAAAAAUUAUACCAUAGGUGCUUCAAAUUUUCCUGGCAUUGGUGGAAAACCCUUUGUCGUAAAGGAUAUGAAUAACAUAUCUCCAGCCUUCAAUUCCACCGGUAGGCUAUUUCAGACUGGGGGACAACUAUCUCCCUUAGUGUCUGGAAAUACGCAACCAGUCUUGAAUAGCAGCAGUUCACGUAUGUCAUCUGAUGGUAACACUGCAGCUAUAAAGUCUUCUAGAAAGUUCCUAUCUUCAAAUGAGCAGCAUGGAACUUCAUCUAAGCUUGGGAUAUCCAGUUCUGAUUUAUCCAAGCAGUUUGGCAAUAUUAAUGAGAUGACUAAAGAAUUGGAUCUACUUCUGAGAUCAGUAGAGGAUGCUGGUGGGUUCAAAGAUGCUUGCACAAGGUCACUGCAAAGUGCAAUUGAAGCAGUGGAGCAAGGCAUGGAUUCUCUGCUUGUAUUCUAUUUUUCAGAUCUAGGUGGUGCGAAAUCUCUUUUGCUUGGGUUCAAUCUUAGGAGCCCAAAUAGACAAGUGAGCUUAGAUGUGGAGUUAGUGCAAAAAUAUCAGAUGAGGCUCAGUCCCAUUGUGUGGAAAGUUUAUAAGAGGAGAAAGAUGAGGUGGUGUGUGAACAUGGUGGUAGGGAGUGCAAUGUGGUGGAAGGAUGUCAGAACUUGCAAGGGUGUUACUGAUCAAGUGAAGGAGAUGUGGGAAAUUGUUGUUGGUUUACAACAAAAUUUGAUCAAGAAAUCAAUCCUUAAUGUGGAAGAAAAGAGUGAAGAAUUUGAUGCUAUAUUGGAUUUUGUUUUAAGGCACGCUUUUGAAUUUCGAGUUGGUUUCGAAGUGAAACAUGAUCUAAUGCAAUUUCUGAUAAGGAUGGUGAGGGACAUUGAUGAACAAACCUCGAUUGACAUCCAAGUUCUUGGUCAUUCGGAUUUGGAUGAAAAUACACCUCUAUGCCAAGUGGAUGAACAUCAUGAAGAAGUUCAUUAUCUUCUUAACAAGACAAUUCGAGUAAUGGCAAGAAAAAUCUAUAUGGAAGGCAUCUAUAAGCAAGCUUCUGAUAGCAGAUAUUGGGAUCUAUGGAAUAGGCAAAAGUUGAAUUCCGAACUUGAGCUAAAACGACAGUAUAUAUUGAAUUUGAAUCAGGAUUUGACCAAUCAGUUAAUUGAAUUGGAGAGGCAUUUCAAUGCCCUUGAACUGAAUAAAUUCAGUCAAAAUGGUGCCCGGGACAUAGGUCAUGGACCCUCUCAAAAUAGAUGUGGACCUUCAAGGCCUAAUUUGCAGUAUAUGGAAAAGGGGAGCAAGGAAGGUGAUGCAAAAACUAAUAAUGGGUUUGAAGGCUUAGGUAAACGAAUGCAGGAAAAUGACAGAAAUUCAGCACCAUCACUAAUAAGCUCCAAAAUCCACCCUAUAAUCCAUGCUGAAAGUCCAUUCCUUAGCUCCUUGUUUAUUUGGGAGUCAGAUUUGCUCUUAGCUUCUUUUGCAUAUGGCUUAUAUGUCCAGUCAUUUCAUAGUUUACAUAGUGCAAUCAGUUCACAACUUGUAGCUGCAGAAAAUCUAUCUGAGUGCCUUUCAAAACAAAUGUCAGUAUUGAGUUUAAGGUCUCAAACUGAGGAAAGAAAGAAUGUUAAGGAGCUAUUUGAAACAAUAGGAAUUCCAUAUGAAGCAGCUUUUGUCUCUCCAGACAUGAAAUGUUUUAUGAAGACUCCUCCUAGUAAAAAGAUUUUUUCUGACUUGACGGUUAAUAAAGAUCACUCUAGGAGAGACCAAAGCAGUGCAAUGAAGAGUUGUGAACCAGAAACGGCUAGGAGGAGGAGAGACUCACUUGACCAGAGUUGGACUUGUUUUGAACCUCCUAAGACCAUCGUUAAGAGGAUGCUACUGCAAGAACUUCAGAAACUGAAUAGGAAUGAUUCAUUAUAUUCAAUGAAUAAAGAAAAAAAAGUUUCCACAUUAGAGGGACCUGCUCCUCGUUCAACAGAUGCCAGACUUCCUUCAAUUGUCUUCCCAUCUCCGAAAAUGAAAGCAAGCAUUCUGGAUUCUCAUCUUGAACAUGAAGUGGUGUCGGAGCACUCAAAGGCAUUUAUAUCUGCUGACAGCCUCCGAGUAGCCGCUCAUGUUUCGGAGUCUAUGUCUAGUGCUUUGCAAAAAAGUGAUAAUUUAUCUAUUCCCUCUCGACCUGCGUUCCAUUUGUCACCAACAAUGAUGAGUGGUCAUUCCCCAGAAACUGAAGGUUUGGCUGCUGAAAAGUCGACUGUUCAGAAGUUCGAUUUAAUCUUAAAUAGUGAAAAUAAGCCUACUCUGAAUUGGAAAAUCCCUCAAAAAUCCUCAAUCCCUACCUAUUCAACCACAGAAACACCUCCAGUGCAUAAUAAAUCCAGUGAAAUGGCCAUUGCAAAUAGUAAAAUGACUAUGGCUACGAGUUCCACAACCGUAGACAAACUUUCAAAUGCAUCUACUCCCGAUUCUCUGAGAAAUGUCUUUCCAUCCUCUGAGUCACUGGGCAUUACUUCUGCAUCGUCCACCUUCUUUGGUAAAGUUACCGACCUCCAUGUUGCUAAAAGCUUGCCCAAGGAAAAUGUUCCUGCAGUCCCCACAUUUGGUGGUUCAUUUAAAUCUCUGCUAUCUUCGACUGCUAAAACGACGUCCUCUCUACUGUCAUCAUCUGCCUCGUCUACAGCAAUGCCUCCAGUAGCAGUGUCAGUGACAUCAAACAGCUUGACUAGUUUGAACACCAAUACAGAUUCUAAUAAUGACAUGUCAUCAUCUUCAUCAUCAGCUUUUCUUCACUCAUCCAAUCAGAGACUAAAAGACACAGUGUCAUCCUUACCUGAUCCACCUUGCUUGAAUUCUGCCUUAGAGUCACUUAAGCCCGAGAUUCAACCAGUUUCUGUACUUAAAUCAGCGAUUCCACCAGCUUCGGUACUUAAACCAGAUAUUCAACAAGCUGCUUUACUCAAAUCAGAUAUUCAACCAGCUGCUGUCUCUAAUUCAAAAACUGAUUCAGAUGCUGCCGCAGAAGUAGUCACUAGACUGAACGAAGCAGUAAAUAAUGCAUCUGAAUUGAAGCUUGGAUCUUCAAUAAAAUUCAGUCCUACUAUCGAACAAUCUUCCAAAAAUAUAACAAGUUUUGAUCUCAAUGCUGGCCCAGUCUCUCAAGCUGCACGUCCUUCUGAUGCUCCUUUGCAGUUUUCAACUUCUUUCCUUUCAUCUGCCACUGUUUCAAACUCGAAAAAUGAGGGCUUGGAUGUUGGAAUCUCACAUGAGGAUGAGAUGGAGGAAGAAGCUCCUGAGACAAGUAACAACACAACUGAACUUAGAUUGGGAAGCUUCGGUGGGUUUGGGAUUAGCUCAAGCCCUAACCCAUCAAUGCCUAAGUCAAAUCCUUUUGGGGGUUCAUUUAAUAAUGUAGCAACAAGUUUAUCAAGCUCUACAGUCACAUUCUCUGUUCCUAGUGGAGAGUUGUUUAAACCAGCAUCAUUUACUUUCUCAAAUCCUCAGUCAUCUGCACCAACCCAGCCAACAAAUUCAGGUGCAUUUUCGGGCGGCUUCAAUUCUGUGGCAGCUGUUCCCACACAAGGUCCUAGUGGGUUUGGGAAUCCAGCACAAAUUGGAUCAGGGCAACAGGUUCUUGGAUCAGUACUCGGUGGUUUUGGACAAUCAAGACAACUUGGUAGUGGUUUACCUGGAAAUGGUUUUGCUGCUCCCAGUAGUUAUGGUGGUGGAUAUGGCGGCAGUAGUUCUACUAGUGGUUUUGCAAACACUGCCAUUGGUGGAGGGUUUGCUGGCAUAGCAUCAACAGGUGGAGGCUUUGCUGGUGUUGCAUCCGCUGGUAGUGGAUUUUCUGGUGGUGGAUUUGCCGGUGCUGGUGCCCCUGGUGGGGGUUUUGGUGGUGGUGGUGGUGCUGCCCCUGGUGUUGGUUUCGGUGCUGCUGCUGCUGGUGCCCCUGGUGUUGGUUUCGGUGCUGUUUCUUCUUCUGGAGGAUUUGCUGGAGCUGGUUCAGGUGGGGGUUUUGGAGCAUUUAGCAGCCAAGGGAAUGGUAGAUUUGGUGCAGUUGGCGACAGUAAACCACCUGAGCUCUUCACACAGAUGAGAAAGUAG
Messenger RNA from Sphenostylis stenocarpa, 4965 nucleotides. The record is from the annotation of a GenBank genome assembly. Lineage: Eukaryota; Viridiplantae; Streptophyta; Magnoliopsida; Fabales; Fabaceae.